GCUGAGGGCCCAGGGGGGAAGCGGACCCGCUGCGCGCCCGGGGGAGACCCACCGAGGUUCGCGGAGGGAGCAGCGCCGGGACGCACGCUUGGCACCAUGACCCAGACACACGCCUUCGCCAAGCCCAAAGUGGAACUUCACGUCCACCUGGAUGGAUCCAUCAAGCCUGAAACCAUCUUAUACUUUGGCAGGAAGAGAGGGAUCGCUCUCCCAGCUGACACAGCAGAGGAGCUGCAGAACGCCAUUGGAAUGGACAGACCGCUCAGCCUCCCAAGCUUCCUGGCCAAGUUUGACCUCUACAUGCCUGUCAUUGCGGGCUGCAGGGAAGCCAUCAAAAGGAUCGCCUAUGAGUUUGUGGAAAUGAAGGCCAAGGAGGGCGUGGUGUAUGUGGAGGUGCGGUACAGUCCACACCUGCUGGCCAACUCCAAAGUGGAGCCGAUCCCCUGGAACCAGGCUGAAGGGGACCUCACCCCAGAUGAGGUGGUGGACCUAGUGAACCAGGGCCUACAGGAGGGGGAGAAAGCCUUCAACGUCAAGGCCCGGUCUAUCUUGUGCUGCAUGCGCCACCAGCCAAAUUGGUCCCUUGAGGUGUUGGAGCUAUGUAAGAAGUACCAUCAGCAGACUGUGGUGGCCAUUGACCUGGCUGGGGACGAGACCAUUGAAGGCAGCAGCCUCUUCCCAGGCCACAAGGCAGCCUAUGAGGGGGCUAUGAAGAGUGGUAUUCACCGUACCGUUCAUGCCGGGGAGGUGGGCUCUGCUGAGGUGGUGCGAGAGGUGAGGAGCUGCUGCCCAUGGGCCCCUUCUUCCUGCCUCUCCCCCUAUUUUCCUCACUUGCUCCUCCCAACUUCUCCCCAGGCUGUGGACAUACUCAAGACUGAGAGGCUUGGACACGGCUACCACACCCUGGAGGAUGAGGCCCUUUACCACAGGCUGCGGCAAGAAAACAUGCACUUUGAGGUCUGCCCCUGGUCCAGCUACCUCACAGGCGCCUGGAAGCCAGAAACAGAACACCCCGUCAUUCGCUUCAAGAAUGACCAGGCUAACUACUCCCUCAACUCGGAUGACUCACUCAUCUUCAAGUCCACGCUGGACACUGACUAUCAGAUGACCAAACGGGACAUGGGCUUUACUGAGGAGGAGUUUAAGCGACUGAACAUCAAUGCGGCAAAGUCCAGCUUCCUCCCAGAAGAUGAGAAGAGGAAGCUCCUCAAUCAGCUCUACAGUGCCUAUGAGUUACUGCUGCCGGAGGCCACUACUGGGCAGGAUCCCUGAAGAUGGCAUGACCACCUCUCUGAGCACUCACCCUGUGGAUGGAGUAUUCACAACUCUGCGGAUCAAGUGACCCUGACCUUUACUUCUUCCAGGAAGACUGGGUCAGCUCCCGAUACUCGUGCAGCCUGUGUGCCUGUCCAUGUGCAUACACACAGAUCCCAGCACAGCCACAUCUCUCCACUGAUCAUGUGUCCUGGCAGGGACCAGGGCCCUUGCCAAUGGCAUGUAUGAAUCUGAAACCCUCUUUAAGGCAACUCAUGCUAAAAAAUCUGGUGCUCAAUAAAGCAGCUGGCGGCUGAUGUGGUACAGCAUAGGAUGUGCAUGGUCUUGGGCCUGCUGACACGGGUACAGUAAGAAUGGAAGGGCCUCUGCAUCUCCCACCCUGGGCAACCUACUCAACGACAGGGCCCCAGAGCCUAGUGGAGGCUAUGAAUGGAGAUUUGGAGCCACCAGAGCCAGCACCUCAUCUUCCAGGAGAAAUGGAGGGGGUGUCCAUUUAGAUGCUCCCUGCAUUCUCAGACCCUCUAUUCUGGGUCUUAAGUGGAAACCAUCCUUCUCAGAUUUUCGAAACUGUAGCCUGUAGGACACAGAAGGUUGCAGGGGGAAGGGUUCAUCAGAUCUGGGCCAGGAGUGCCGUUCGUCACUAAGGGUUACCACAUCUUCUCAGGGGCUUGUUCUAUGGAAUUCUGGAUGGCAACAAAGCACAGCUGACCAUGGACUUACAGAAAUAAAUCCCAGCCUCUGCUUUCACGGUUUAAAGGAGAAAGAAU
Castor canadensis (American beaver) is the source of this 2042-nucleotide messenger RNA. NCBI's taxonomy places the organism in Eukaryota, Metazoa, Chordata, Mammalia, Rodentia, Castoridae. The record is from RefSeq and is a predicted model, not a curated record.